AUGAUAACAUAUAUUGUAUUUGUUUUGAGUACUAUUUUUGUGUUGAGUUUUGUAGGAUUUUCUUCAAAGCCAUCUCCUAUUUAUGGGGGAUUGGGUUUAAUUGUGAGUGGGGGUACAGGGUGUAGUAUUGUUAUAAGUUUUAAUGGGUCAUUUUUAGGAUUGAUAGUGUUUUUAAUUUAUUUAGGGGGUAUGUUAGUGGUAUUUGGUUAUACUACUGCUAUGGCUACAGAGCCUUAUCCUGAGGUAUGAGUUUCUAAUAAGACGGUGAUGGGGUCAUUUAUUGUAGGAGUAGUAAUAGAGUUUAUUUUGGUGUUGGUUGCAUUAAAGGGUGAGGAGUUGGAAGCUAUCUUUAAGUUUAAUGGACUAGGGGAUUGAGUUAUUUCUGGUGAAAGUGAUUUAGGGUUUGUUAGUAAGGAGGUUGUUGGGGUUGCAGGUUUAUAUAGUUAUGGUGGUUGAUUGGUAAUUGUUACUGGUUGAUCUUUGUUGGUUGCUGUUAUGGUUGUUAUAGAGAUUACACGUGGUGGGUAA
This is a messenger RNA of Artibeus jamaicensis (Jamaican fruit-eating bat), 528 nucleotides long. The record is from the annotation of a RefSeq genome assembly. Lineage: Eukaryota; Metazoa; Chordata; Mammalia; Chiroptera; Phyllostomidae.